UGACACUGCGCGCAGAUGAAUUCAAGAAGAGAUGACGUGGAAUUCACAAUCAAGGACAGAAAUGGUAAAGAAAUUGCAACUGAUGUCAGACUAUUGCCUCAAGGAACAGUUAUUUUUGAAGAUAUCAGCAUUGAACAUUUUGAAGGAACUGUAACCAAAGUUAUCCCAAAACUACCCAGUAAAAGCCAGAAUGACCCAUUGCCAGGACACAUCAAAGUUGAUUUUGUGAUUCCUAAAGAACUUCCCUUUGGAGACAAAGAUAUGAAAUCCAAGGUGACCCUGGGGGAAGGCGACCAUGUUAGGUUUAAUAUUUCAACAGAUUAUCGUGACAAAUUAGAGCGAGCAACCAACAUAGAAGUUCUGUCAAAUACAUUUCAGUUCACUAAUGAAGCCAGAGAAAUGGGUGUGAUUGCUGCCAUGAGAGAUGGUUUUGGUUUCAUCAAGUGUGUGGAUCGUGAUGCUCGUAUGUUCUUCCACUUCAGUGAAAUUCUGGAUGGUAACCAGCUCCAUAUUGCAGAUGAAGUAGAGUUUACUGUGGUUCCUGAUAUGCUCUCUGACCAAAGAAAUCAUGCUAUUAGAAUUAAAAAACUUCCCAAGGGCACGGUUUCGUUCCACUCCCAUUCAGAACAUCGUUUUCUGGGCACUGUAGAAAAAGAAGCCACUUUUUCCAAUCCUAAAACCCCUAGCCCAAAUAAAGGCAAAGAAAAGGAGGCUGAGAAUGGUAUUAUUGCUUAUGAUGCCUGUGGGGUGAAAUUGACUAUUGUUUUUCAAGCCAAGGAUGUGGAAGGAUCUACUUCUCCUGAAAUAGGAGACAAGGUUGAAUUUAGUAUUAGUGACAAACAGGCUGGACAGCAGACUGCAACUUGUGUACGACUCUUAGGUCGUAAUUCCAACUCCAAGAGGCUCUUGGGUUAUGUGGUCACUCUGAAGGAUAAUUUUGGAUUUAUUGAAACAGCCAAUCAUGAUAAGGAAAUCUUUUUCCAUUACAGUGAGUUCUCUGGUGAUAUUGAUAGCCUGGAACUGGGGGACAUGGUCGAGUACAGCCUGUCCAAAGGCAAAGGCAACAAAGUCAGUGCAGAAAAAGUGAACAAAACACACUCAGUGAAUGGCAUUACUGAGGAAGCUGAUCCCACCAUCUACUCUGGUAAAGUCAUUCACCCCUUGAGAAGUGUUGAUCCAACACAGACUGAGUACCAAGGAAUGAUCGAGAUCGUGGAGGAAGGGGAUAUGAAAGGUGAAGUCUAUCCAUUUGGCAUAGUUGGGAUGGCCAACAAAGGGGAUUGCCUACAAAAAGGGGAGAGUAUCAAGUUCCAGUUAUGUGUCCUGGGCCGAAGUGCACAGACUAUGGCCUAUGACAUCACACCCUUGGUACGUAGGGCCACAGUGGAGUGUGUGAAAGAUCAGUUUGGCUUCAUUAACUAUGAAGUAGGAGAUAGCAAGAAGCUCUUUUUCCAUGUGAAAGUUCAGGAUGGCAUUGAGCUACUAGCUCCAAUGUUGAAGUCCCAACCCCGAGAUCCACAGAACACGGCCUUCUUUGGAAAUGGCUUGUUGCUGAUGCAAUUGGUUAAGUAA
Camelus dromedarius (Arabian camel) is the source of this 1572-nucleotide messenger RNA. Its product is annotated as cold shock domain-containing protein E1-like. Lineage: Eukaryota; Metazoa; Chordata; Mammalia; Artiodactyla; Camelidae. Gene Ontology annotation, molecular function: nucleic acid binding. The record is from RefSeq and is a predicted model, not a curated record.